Molecule: messenger RNA, 1134 nt
Organism: Kluyveromyces lactis
Lineage: Eukaryota; Fungi; Ascomycota; Saccharomycetes; Saccharomycetales; Saccharomycetaceae
Gene: CTP1
Product: Ctp1p
Exons: 1
Coding region: 1-1134 (377 amino acids)
Biological process (GO): mitochondrial citrate transmembrane transport
Molecular function (GO): tricarboxylate secondary active transmembrane transporter activity
Source: RefSeq, a predicted model, not a curated record
AUGAUAGGUGAAAGACAUCUGAUGCCAAUAUCUGCGAUGAGAAAGGGACCAGAUUCCUGUGCUACUGACUCUUUUUUUUUUGAGCUGUGCCAGUUGAUUGCCCAUCGGACAGCUUCAUAUAAAGAGAGUCUUUUCAACUGUUUCAAGCGUUUAUCUAGCUUCCAGCUCUGUCUUGUAUUGUUCUAUUCAGUACUUUUCUUUAGUGCCCAAAUAUACGAGCUCACGCAGUGUGAAUCGACGAUGUCAAGUAAUAAGCCGGCUGUAGAUCCAUUCCAUUCCUUCCUAGCAGGAUCAAUCGCAGGUGCUAUAGAAGCCUCCAUCACUUAUCCUUUCGAGUUUGCCAAAACGAGGUUACAGUUGGUGGAUAAGGCUAGUAAAGCUUCCAGAAAUCCAUUGGUUCUAAUAUACAAUACGGGUAAGAACUACGGUAUUUCAUCCAUUUACGUCGGUUGUCCAGCUUUCAUCGUUGGUAACACAGCAAAGGCCGGUAUUAGAUUUCUUGGGUUCGACACAAUCAAGAACUUGCUUCGAGACAAGAAGACCGGUGAGUUGAGUGGAUUUAGAGGUGUUGUUGCCGGGUUAGGUGCAGGUUUGUUGGAAUCGGUCGUGGCUGUGACUCCAUUCGAAGCCAUCAAGACUGCAUUGAUCGAUGAUAAGCAAGCUGCUGUGCCAAAAUAUCAAAAUAACGGGAAAGGUAUGGUGAGCAAUUAUGCUAAGCUUUUAUCCGAUCAAGGAUUUUCUGGUCUUUAUAGAGGUGUCUUACCAGUUUCCAUGAGACAAGCUGCAAAUCAAGCCGUUAGAUUGGGUUGUUAUAACAAGAUCAAGACUUUGGUGCAAGAUUACACAAACGUACCUAAGGAUAAACCUUUGAGUUCAGGUUUGACCUUCAUUGUAGGUGCCUUCAGUGGUAUCGUUACCGUUUAUACGACAAUGCCUAUCGAUACCGUUAAGACAAGAAUGCAAUCUUUGAAUGCAGGCCAAUAUUCUUCUACUAUUAACUGUUUCGCUACCAUUUUCAAGGAGGAAGGUUUGAAGACUUUCUGGAAAGGUGCUACUCCAAGAUUGGGUAGAUUGAUCCUUUCUGGUGGUAUUGUCUUCACCAUCUAUGAGAAGGUAUUGACGGUUUUGGCAUAA